Molecule: messenger RNA, 5159 nt
Organism: Schistocerca piceifrons (Central American locust)
Lineage: Eukaryota; Metazoa; Arthropoda; Insecta; Orthoptera; Acrididae
Exons: 12
Coding region: 679-2178 (499 amino acids)
Molecular function (GO): phosphoprotein phosphatase activity
Source: RefSeq, a predicted model, not a curated record
UUGAAGUGAUGCUCUGUAUUUUAUUAUAUUUUUUUAUUUUCGCUGCCCAUUUAACUCAGCUAGAAAAACAUAAUUUGUUGUAGACUGCAUACUGAUACUAGCGCAAGUGAAUUCUUUGUUUAUGUUAGUCCCAACUGGAUAAGGUUUCUUUGUCUGGCUUUCGCGGUAUUUCAAAGUCUUUGUCGCCAUGUUGAGAAAGGUUCUACGCUGUGUUGUGUUUUAGCGCGGUGUUCUGAUGUAGCUACGACGUUUGUGUCAGCCAGUAACCAUGCACUCUUUUCUGAGAGCUUUAUAUGCAUUUGCAUAUGGAAACCCUGUAACACAGUCGUUACGGAAUUUCCGCGCUGAGUUCCGUCGAUCGAAGGGUGCUAUGGUGGAGACAAGCGAAAGCUUGUCUGUGACGGCCCGGGGUCGGUUGCCACUCGGGUGUACGUGGUGUUUCUGAACUUCCUCUGAUGGCCACCGUGAUCGCUGUGGAGUCCUAGAGCUGGCACAGAGUAGGAACGAAUAGAAGCCACGUGAUGGUAUAUAUCAAAAAUCAGAAUUAAAUACAUGAAUUGGAAGCUGAUAUGUGGGCCUCGAGUCGUACAUUCUUGCAUAUACAACUCCUGAGACUGGAAUAGAAUGCGUUAGGCCAACGGCUGCAGGGCUUGGAGGUGCGAACCACGGUGGCCAAGCAUGUGGCUCCGCAGUGAGCAGCGUGAACGAAGGGCUGUUGCUGUGUCCACACGUGGUGGUCGCAUCACACGACGACGCACAAAUCUGCUCAAAGAGACGUGUCGAGAAAAUGUCCUGCAAGUGAAUGGCCACAAUACUGGAAUACCUACAGUGCGUGAAGCAAAUGUGCGUCGUACACGCCGCUUGAGUGUGACUAGUGACCAACUGAUUUCUUCAGCACCUCCAAUGCGACACAUCAAAAGUGAUGCCAAAGAUACAUUGGUGACUGUUUCCAAACUGAGUGAGGAGACAAAAGAGAACUGGCAAGCUACAGUUGUCCCCAAUGAUGACCAGAUUCCAGUUUACAAUGCAGUAUUUGAAGGCCAUCAUCCAUAUGAAGGCAGCCCACCACCAGAACCAGAAGAGCUUCCCAUGUCCGUAGACAGAGAGGAUGAUUUGGGUUCUGUCACUGCACCAGAUCUUGCCAGUUUAUUAGAGGAAGAGGAUGCCAAGCGAGAAAAUGAGUUAUUAUCUGGGCUACACUGCAGCUACCCAACCACAGUGGACCAGGCGUGUGACACAUCUUGUGACUUCCCAACCACAGUGGACCAAGCAUGUGACACAUCUUGUGACUUCCCAACCACAGUGGAUCAGGGAUGUGACACCUCUUGUGACUUCCCAACCACAGUGGAUCAAGGAUGUGACACAUCCUGCGACUUCCCGACCACAGUGGAUGAGGGAUGUGAAGCAUCUGUCGGUUAUUAUGAGGAACGAGGUGGUGAUUUGUUGGAGACAACUUCAGUGGCUGAUCCUCCUCCUCCUACUGUUGUGGCUGAACCCAGCCCCACCACAGUCACGGAGACAGAGGAAGAAUGGGAGCCAUUUGACCCCUAUGUGUUUAUCAAGCAGCUGCCACCACUGACAGUGGAUAUGCGCGCACGUUGUCCUGCCCUUCCUCUGAAGACAAGAAGCAGUCCUGAGUUUUCACUUGUCUUGGAUCUGGAUGAAACUCUAGUGCAUUGCAGCCUGCAAGAAUUAGAGGAUGCAUCGUUCAGUUUCCCUGUGGUUUUCCAGGAGAACAGUUACACUGUUUAUGUGAGAACCAGACCAUUCUUUAGGGAAUUUUUGGAUAAAGUGUCAUCUAUGUUUGAAGUUAUCCUCUUUACUGCAUCAAAGAAGGUGUAUGCUGACAAGCUCCUAAAUCUUCUAGAUCCAUUUAGAAGAUGGAUAAGGCACAGACUGUUCCGGGAACAUUGCAUUUGUGUUAAUGGAAAUUACAUAAAGGAUUUAUCUAUACUGGGCAGAGACUUAUCAAAGACAAUCAUUGUGGAUAAUUCACCACAGGCAUUUGGCUACCAGUUGGAGAAUGGUAUACCAAUAGAAAGCUGGUUUGUUGAUCGAACAGACACAGAGCUUAUGAAACUUUUGCCAUUCUUGGAAAAACUGGUUCAUAUGAGAGAAGAUGUCCGGCCGCACAUCAGAGAGAAGUUCAAAUUAUUUAGUUAUUUACCACCUGAUUAGGAUCUAUCAUUUUUAUAAUAAAUGACUUCUAUAUUAUCUGUUGUUUAUAUUUUUAUUUUAUGUGUAUACAAAAUGUAAGUUAAAAUGUGCUUUUAGUUUAUAUUGUUUCUACAUCUGUCCAAAUUGUAGUACAAUUUCAUAUAAUUAUGUAUGCUAUUUAUUGUAGCAAUCCUGUUUCUUGCUCUGUCAUUAUAAGUAUUUGUAAAAAAAAGUAUUGUUGGCUGAAUGAGCAAUGUCCGGAAGCAGUGCAGUUUUAAAUGUAGAAUAUUAGAUUUUUAGUUUUAGUUCCAUAUUCAUUUUAGAAGAUAAUGUGUUUUAUCUUUACAGAUAAUAGCAUAGUAUCACAGUGAAAAUCACGAUUGAAAUACUGUUUCCACUCCAUGUUUUUUAACAAGUGGGAUUUUACAUGUUACUUUGUUUUUAUUGGACUAGUGGUUUUUGGAAAACCUACAGUGUUUGUUAUCAAUUGUUUUAAUGAAGUGAAACAGUGUGUGGCAAUAGUAAGUCCUUUUGCUGAAACUGCCAGUUUUUUAAGUGAUUCACAUUCUUUUGAAUGAUAUUUUUAGUCCAAAAGAAAUAAGCAUUAUUUUAAAAGAAACAAAUUUUAAUUGCUUUUAUUUUGUUAUUUAAUUUUUAACCUGAAUUGGUUCACUAUUUUACAAAUGGAAGCACAAAUAUAUGUGAUUUUUUUUUAAAAUUCCUUUUAUAAGAAUUGCAGACACUUUUAUCAGGAAGGUAAAACUGCUGUAGUCACAAGGAUACAAAGAAGUAUCUAUUAAUUUGGUGUUCAGUCCAAAUGUUUACUUUUCCUGUUUGUGAUGACCUUGUUUCAUAAAAUGAAACUAUCUUAGUGUGAACAGUUGUUUUAUGAUGUGUACAAGCUGUGAAAGAUGUAUGUCCUUGUUGUCAGUUCAUUUGAUGUGUACAUGUUUCUGGUGUUCAAAACCAAUUUUUUUUUUUUUUUUGAAAAAUUUUGUGUUUCCUGUUUGUAUUUAUCUUUGAUAUAAGUGUUUGUCAAAGCUGGGAAAUUGUUGUGGUCAGAACCACACAGAGAAAUGCAAUAUGACAGCUUUUGUGAAGGCUUAUUUAAUAGUCGAAAAUAUUAUGUAUGUCAGCCAUGAAUGCAACCAUUACCUAAUUUGAGGUUUACACAUAAAAAGAAAUUAUCAUCACAGAUUUUACUUAGUGUAUUGGAUGGUUGUGUGUUUUAUGAGAUUUAUGGGGAGAAAAUGUUAUUUUAGUUGUCAUUUUCCUUCAAACUAGGCUCACAUGAAGAAACUGUAAUGGGGAAAGUACAAGAUUAUCUGUCCAUUAUUCAUCAUCCUUUGCCAAUUUUACCUUGACUUAAGUAGUGUUAGCAUUUGCUUUUUAACACACCCAUUUCAGUAUUGAAUUUAAUUAGGUAUUUCCAUAAGCAGUUGUAGAAUAACAUCUAGAUGGGUGACAUGUAAUUUUGCAGUAAGAAGCUUGAGCACUCUUUAAAAUGUUAUUUAAGUUGUAAUAUGAAGUAAUUUAAAUACGAGGAAAAUAUUUCAGCCUCUGGUAAUCUGGAAUUGACCACACAGUUUAAUCAUUAUCUUUUUCAUUACUAGGGAAAUGUUUCCCUUCAUACUGUUUUUAUCAUAUGGAGAAGACUCUGUUUAUCAUUUCAGAAAUAAGUAUGGAAUAUAAAUCUCAGACCUUUCAUUUAAUCUUUGGAAAAAUAACUGUUGUCAAAGAAACAUAAUUUUUGUGUCUUGUUUGUAUUGUAAAAAAUACAAAUGAUAUAUAAAAAAGUACAAAGACUGUUUUAAUAUUUUGUUAAAUUGUUUGUGAAGAUUCAGAGUGUUUUUGAGGAAAAAAAACUUUUGUACAAAAUCAUUAUAUGGCAGUGUUAGCUGAUGUAAUUUCAAAAUAAUUAAGCCUUCAUUAGAGAAAAUUUUCAACAGAACUAUGGUGAAAAUACGAAAUAAACUCAUUAGUGCAUAAUAUUGUUCUCUGUCAGAUUUGGGUACAAUAAAAGGCACAUGCCCAUCAAACUAUCAGAAUGAGAGAAAAAUAUGUAAAUUUGUGUGUUUUGUGAUUUAUAUUUGAAAUCUGUAUCUAGAAAAAGGUAUGAUUUUGAUAUUAAGUGUCACAAACAUUGGUUUUAGACAUUUUGAGCUGUUGAAUAUUACAUACUGUGGUGAUGCUCUCUUGCAUAUCAGCAUGAUGAACAUUCACAGUAUUUGUUAUAGUGUUCAAUAGCAUAUGUUAUUUCAUAGUGAAGUUACAACUGAAAGAAACUUGAGUUUUUUUGUUUUAUUUUUUAUUUUUUAUGAGCCAGUUGGCAUAGCUGAGUGAGGUAAACAAGGACCAUCUCCACUGCUGAAACCAUGUUAUUCAGAUUGUGCUCAUCCCAGGCAGUUUGACUCUCUUAGAAAGAGCUUCAUCUCAAGUUAUUUCAGUAUAUUGACACAGAUAACAAGUAACUCCUGCAUUCACUGCCAUUGUUAGAGGAACAAACUUGCUCUUUACUGUGUACAGUAUUUCAAGAAACUUCUUUAGGACAUUGGCAAAUGCAACGACAAUACAGUAUUGUAUGCUCCUGAAGCAAAAUAAAUCAGUUGUGAAAUAUAUCAUAUAUAUUUCCUAUACGUGAUGGUACAGUACUAGUUUUAAGAGUUCCCCAAAAUAUGUAACUUAGGUUAUCCUCAUUAUGUAAACUUACAUCGAAAUCACAGGAAUGAAUGCAGGAAGUUCUCUUAUCUGUGUCAUUUCUUGGUUAAUUUUGAAACAGUAAACUUUCUUAGUAACUUUCCCCUCCUUUUUUCUGUAUAUACAUUUUCAAGUGAUCAAUAAAAUGUUUGUGGUUGCCUAUAGAUUUAUUCAUGCCAGAAUAUUUUGAAAAAAUAACCACUGUGCACUUUGGAGUGCAUUGUCAUGUUGGCAAUUUGGAAAGAGAUUUUGUACACUGUAAAUGGCAAUCAAUGCACUGAUCAAAAUACAAUAGUUUACAAUCA